GGGGAGGAUGUGUGGCUGACAAUAUGAGGAGGCUCACGUGACGAUCUUUUAAAUUCCUGUUCCCCUGCAACGCAAUUUGUCAGAGUACGAAUGCCGUGUGCCUGGCUCGCUGCUCUUACGCAUGUCUGUUCAUUUUUUGGGCACAGAAGCCACAAACCAGGACUUGACCGCUUGAAAACCUUCAAGCGACGCUCCGCUCUCUUCAUCAUGUUGUUCUUACAGUUUUGAGCUCGCUUGUGUAUUUUGGUUUUCCUGCUGAAGCGUCUGAGUUGCCUGGUACCAGCGACAGGAGGAGGAGGAGGAGGAAGAGGAGAAAGAGGAGAGGAAAUCCGAGCAGAAAAGGAGAAGAAUGCAACGUUUGACUGCUGCUCGUGCGUUAUUUCUGCACCGAUAAGGUGAUUCAAACUGCGCGGACAGCGGGAAUACAACACAUUUUAAGAUUUUGUUCUGUUCAAUGCGCGGCCACUAGAAAGGAAAGGGAGGAAGGCGCUGCUACGUUGCAAGUCCGGGAUCAUCACCUAUAAAGACCCAAGACAGUCCACGACCUGCAGGGUAUCACCCUAAAAGCCCGAGGAACGAUGUCAUCUACGAAAGUCAAGAAGGAUAAGGAGAUCAUAGCGGACUAUGAGACCCAAGUGAAAGAGAUCCGUAACCAGCUGGUGGAGCAGUUCAAAUGCUUGGAGCAACAGUCUGAGUCUCGUAUCCAGGUGCUGCAGGACCUGCAGGAGUUCUUCCGCCGCAAAGCAGAGAUUGAACUGGAAUAUUCACGCAGCUUAGAGAAAUUGGCCGAGAGGUUCUCCUCUAAGAUCCGCAGCUCCAGGGAACACCAACAGUUCAAGAAAGACCAGCACCUGCUGUCUUCAGUAAACAGCUGGUACCUGGUGCUGAACCAGACGAGACGAGAGAGCCGUGACCAUGCCACCAUCAGCGACAUCUACACCAACAAUGUCAUCGUCCGCUUGGCCCAGAUCAGCGAAGACAUCAUCCGCCUGUUCAAGAAGAGCAAGGACAUUGGGAUCCAGAUGCACGAGGAGCUGGUGAAGGUGACGAAUGAACUCUACACUGUGAUGAAAACAUACCACAUGUACCACACUGAGAGCAUCAGUGCAGAGAGCAAGUUGAAGGAUGCUGAGAAGCAGGAGGAGAAGCAGUUCAGCAAGUCCGGAGAUCUCAACGUCAACCUCCUGCGCCACGAGGACCGCCAACCAAGACGCAGCUUCGUCAGGAAAAUUGAGAAGAUGAAAGAGAAGAGGCAAGCCAAGUACUCAGAGAAUAAGCUGAAAUGCACAAAAGCCCGGAAUGACUAUUUGUUGAACCUGGCAGCAACAAAUGCAGUUGUGGCAAAGUAUUACAUCCAUGACGUCUCUGAUAUGAUUGAUUGCUGUGACCUGGGCUACCAUGCUAGCUUGGCACGCACCCUCAGGACCUACUUAUCUGCCGAGUAUAACUUGGAGACAUCCCGCCACGAGGGACUGGAUAUCAUAGAGAAUGCGGUGGACAACCUGGAUUCCCGCAGUGACAAGCACAAGAUAAUGGAUAUGCAUAACCAGGUGUUCUGCCCUCCAAUGCGCUUUGAGUACCUGCCACACAUGGGAGAUGAGGUGUGCCAGGUGAGCGCCCAGCAGCCUGUCCAGACUGAACUCCUGAUGCGCUACCACCAACUGCAGUCCCGCUUAGCUACGCUAAAGAUUGAGAAUGAGGAGGUGAGAAAGACCUUGGAUGCCACCAUGCAAACGCUGCAGGACAUGCUGACAGUAGAGGACUUUGACAUGUCGGAUGCCUUUCACCACAGCCGCUCCACUGAAUCUAUUAAGUCCGUGGCCUCCGAGUUCUACAUGAGCAAGCUGAAUGUAGCCAAGAGGAGGUCGAACCAACAGGAGACUGAAAUGUUUUACUUUUCGAAAUUCAAGGAGUACCUGAAUGGCAGUAACCUCAUCAUUAAGCUGCAGGCCAAGCAUGACUUACUGAAGCAGACACUGGGCGAAGGGGAAAGGGCUGAAUGUGGAACUACAAGGCCCCCCACCCUUCCCCCCAAACCACAGAAAAUGCGGAAGCCUAGGCCACGCUCCGUGUAUAACCAUAAGCUGUUUAACGGCAAUAUGGAGACCUUCAUCAAGGAUUCAGGUCAGCCAAUCCCACUUGUUGUCGAGAGCUGUGUCAGACACAUCAAUCUGUACGGCUUGCAGCAGCAAGGCAUAUUUCGUGUGCCGGGCUCACAGGUCGAAGUCAAUGAUAUUAAGAACUCAUUUGAGAGAGGAGAAGAUCCCCUGAUUGAUGACCAGAAUGAGCAUGAUAUCAACUCAGUGGCAGGGGUGCUGAAGCUGUACUUCAGAGGACUGGAGAACCCCAUCUUCCCAAAGGAGCGCUUCCUGGACUUCAUCUCUACCAUCAAGCUGGAGUCUGGAGCUGAGAGAGCGCAUCACAUCCAGCAGAUUACUGUGACUCUUUCUCGCGCCAUCAUUAUCGUCAUGAGAUACCUUUUUGCUUUUCUCAAUCAUGUCUCCCAGUACAGUGACGAGAACAUGAUGGAUCCAUACAAUUUGGCUAUCUGCUUUGGCCCAACCCUGAUGCCCAUUCCAGAUGGACAGGAUCCUGUAUUGUGCCAGGCUCAUGUUAAUGAGGUCAUCAAGACCAUCAUCAUCCACAAUGAACUCAUCUUUCCCAAUCAACGUGAGCUGGACGGCCCAGUGUAUGAAAAGUGCAUGACUGGGGGGGAGGAGUACUGUGACAGCCCACACAGUGAACCAGGAACUAUUGACGAGGCUGACAAUGGAACUGAACCACACACCAGUGAUGAUGAGGUUGAACAGAUUGAGGCCAUUGCUAAGUUUGACUACGUGGGACGUACUCCCAGGGAGCUGUCCUUCAAAAAGGGAGCCUCUCUGCUUCUGUAUCACAGAGCAUCUGAAGACUGGUGGGAGGGACGUCACAAUGGCGUGGAUGGCCUCAUCCCACAUCAGUACAUUGUAGUACAAGACCUGGAUGAUGCUUUCUCAGAUAACCUCAGCCAGAAAGCAGAUAGUGAAGCGAGCAGUGGGCCAUUGCUGGAUGAUAAGGGUUCAUCCAAAAAUGAUGUCCCAUCACCAUGUGAACAAUCACCUGAUUACAACUUUGGAGGAGUCAUGGGGAGGGUAAGGCUACGGUCCGACGGAGCUGCAAUCCCUCGUCGUCGGAGUGGUAAAGACACACACAGCCCAACCAGAGUAGCUGACACUCCGCCGAGGGCUGCAGCCUGUCCCAGCAGCCCACACAAGGUGUCCAUCAGCAAGGGUCAUAUGGAGAGCCCAGAGAAGAGGCGCAUUGGCACCUUUGGCAGUGCAGGAAGCAUCAACUACCCAGACAGGAAGGCCUAUCCUGAGGGUCACCCUCUGAGACCGGUGCCGGGGGCCACUCGUCACAGCAGCCUCGGGGACCACAAAUCACUGGAGACCGAAGCUCUAGCUGAUGACAUAGAGAAGACGAUGACUACAGCGCUCCAUGAGCUCCGUGAGCUGGAGCGACAGAACACUGUGAAGCAGGCUCCCGACGUGGUCUUGGACACUCUGGAGCCCAUGAAGAACCCAGUUAGCUCUGAGCCUGGCAGUCCUCUGCAUACCAUUAUGAUCCGUGACCCGGAUGCAGCCAUGCGCCGCAGCAGCAGCUCUACCUCUGAGAUGAUGACCACCUUCAAACCCGCUCUCUCUGCCCGGCUGGCUGGGGCUCAGCUACGCCCCCCACCCAUGAGGCCAGUGCGCCCUCCUCCUACUCAGCAUCGCUCGAGCAGCUCCAGCUCUUCAGGGGUCGGCAGCCCUGCUGUAACUCCCACUGAGAAGAUGUUUCCAAGUAACAGUACAGCUGCUGCUUCUAACAUGACUACGUCCAGUGAUGCUGGAGAUAAGUCUGGUACCAUGUAGCAGUGGUGGGAAGGUUGUAAAGUGAGGGGAAAGCUAAUGGAAAUUAGUGCUGAUAUGUGAGAAGCAGAUAUGGAUAUUUUCCUCUCUGUUUUCUGCCUGACUUAAUUCAUAUAUUCAGGAAGCUCUUGAAGCGAGCCUACAACAUUUACCAUGGUGAUAAAACGGUGGAAGAAGCUGUAGAGGUGUGAUAGCGUAGAACUCCACUCUCUUUGAAACUUGAUUUAAUAAAAAAAUAUGUGUAUAACAAUACAUAUAUUUCAGAUUUACCUCAGUUUCAACAACAACAAAAAAAUAUCUGUAACCAUGUUCUCGUUCCAGAGAUACAAUGAAUGCAAGUAAAGCAAUACUUGUGUGACAUGUAGUAUUAGUUUCCACACAGCACACGUUGUCCAGCUGAUGUUUCAGUCACUCCUGCUGAUGUGGAUGAAACGCCUCGUCUGGACGGGUGACAUUCAGGCUUAAAUACCAUGUCUGGUUACCAUUUAGGUCGCAGGCCUUAAGGCUGUACAUACAAACUUACUUGAAGUCGCCAUGCUUUCUGUUUGUACUAUAAUACAGUGUAUGUUGAGCAAAGUAACAACUUAGUGACAUUAUAUACUUCUGCAUGCCGGGUUCGGAUAAAAUAAGGACAACAAUAAAGACUUGCAUUAUUGAGAGAUGAUGAUGUGGGCUUUUCUCAUAUGGUCAUUGGAAGCGUAAGAUAUUAGUCGGAAACCCUAAUUUUCUUGAAUCAAGUUUCAGAUGUCCAAAUAUUUGACAAAGGAAUAUGUGGGGAUCUUACAGUAUUUUAUUUUAAAUCUGCUAUCUGUGUGGUACUUUAGAUAUUGCACUUGCAGUCGUCCUGUUCACAGCUAAAGAUAAAAACAUCCUGGCAUGAAGAUGAUCUCUGGAGUCUGAGACAUACGAACCAGAACUUAGCAAAGCAAGUUGUCCCCCACCACCAUGUACGGUUGGACUGUGGGCAGACUUAACUAAUGCAUCAACUAAUGUACUGUAGGAAUCCUGUGGUAACCUUGUACAUAUUAUAUAGCUCGUCAUUUUUGAAGUGUUAAUCUUGUACAGGCUGAUACAAAAAAAAGGCAAAGGGUUGUCUGUGAAUGGCACUUCGAGUAAAGAUCAUUAACCACCUUCUUAUCAUAUUCAGUAAACUACAAACAUUCUUUUUAACUGUGUGAAAAAGGUAAAAAAGUUUACCUUGUGCUCUGAGCUUAGAAUGCAUUUGGUAAUUGUACUGUAGAAAACCUGAUUGCUGUUGAACGAACAAAGCCUGAAUAUAUGUUUUUGACACACUCGCCUAUUUCCACCCUUCCCACCCAUUUUCUUAUCCUUGUUGAUAAAUACAGUUAUGCUCUGGCUGCAGACUUAUUUCUUUUGCUGGAAGAAAACUAAAUAGAUUUAUAUGUACUGUACCUCUUGUCAUUCUGACAGCUCUAGUCCAGAGACCUUGUUAUCCGCAUCCCAAAAAGCCUGCUCUGUUCUGCAUGCUUUGCGCUGUAAUGUCUGACUCAUAUUCUGCGGCAGUUAAACAAUGGCUGUAUGUGGUGCCUUGCCUUGGUAAAACGCACAAAUUAAUUCAAUAUUGGAUUUUAACAUUUAUGGGGAUUGGGAAUGAUGAAAAGCUGCUAGUAGCAGUUGCUAUAAUAAAAGUGAAAGAGAGUAAUGCUUGAUUGAGUGAAAUCAACUUAAAUAUUAGCAUGUAAACCAGAUUCCACUGUCAACUGCAGUCAGUCCGUACAUUCUGCAGUGUAACUGAGAUACAUGUGAGCUGACUAUAUUUGCUUGUUGUCAACGGAUUGAUUCACACACAGAGCUCCUACAGCCAGAAAAAGGCAAUACAUUAUUUAAAGUCAAACAGUGCACUCACAUCCUCUGCUGGUUCCUGCUGGUAUUGCUUCUUCUUGUGACAAACCAGUGGAUACCGUCACCUUUAAGAGGGCGUUAUGAUCUGGAGAUAAUAUUACAAUCACUAAGCUUAUCCAUAUAGUUCUAUUUGUCUGUCCUGGUUACAGCUUUGCACCGGUGGAAAUCGAUGAAGAUAAUGUUGCAAAAAAAGCAUACGUUUAUUAAAAUACGAAGAAAGCACACAAGUUCAAAAGGUGAAAUUAUCAUCAUAAUAUUUAACAAUAAUAUUUUUGUUUUUUUAUUUAUAGACACUGUGUAAGUGGAGCAGAAGAUUUGAGUGCCUUUUGUGCACAACAUCAAUUUUUAUUGGACUUUUAUAGUUACUUUUUUUACUGUAAUAUGUUGUCUAUUAGUUGUUUAUUAUAAACUGAUGUUGCUUUUUAGCUUUACUUUCUACUGCUACUCAGUCAUCAAACCACCACAGGGAAUUCAUUGUGUAAAGACAUUCCUCUCAUGAAUUACAGAAGAAUCAUCAUGAAAGGCUUGUCUGUGUUUGGGCUGGUCUCUGAAGACUACUGUAUACCCGAUCUGCUGGUGAGGUUCAGUGGAAUCAUCUCACAAUAUUUCUCAGAUUUCUUUUGUUUUGCGUGUGAACUGCCUGUGCUGUGGUUGAGCCGUAACUUGUCAUUUAGCUCCUUCCCUUCAUUGCAGUAUUGUUGGAAACAGAGAGACUGAUAUGGACCGUCCUCUUGCAAAGGUUAUAAGGCACACAGUGCGCUCUCCUUCUCCCUAAAUGUGAUAACAGACAUUUUCUUUCCUGGAAUAUAUGUUGAAAUUUGUAACACUGUUAGUCUGCUGACAUGAGAAGACAAAAAGUUAAUAUUCAAAAAGGACACCACAGUAAGAGAGCAGACUGCCAUGUUGUGGGGACCGGAGUGUGACUUGCUGUCACACUGUUUACCUUCUCUUUAAUUGUUUGUCUAGUGAUGCUGUUUGUUGAUGAGUGUCUGGUUGGUUGAAACCCUGUGAUGUAAUGUACACCAUACCACUGACUGGAUGUAGAAAACCCCUGCAAUCAAAUAAAACCAUUAUUGCUCUGUGA
Messenger RNA from Anarrhichthys ocellatus (wolf-eel), 6837 nucleotides. RefSeq names its product SLIT-ROBO Rho GTPase activating protein 3 (gene srgap3). The record is from RefSeq and is a predicted model, not a curated record. Gene Ontology annotation, molecular function: protein binding. Bases 579 to 3893 code for a protein of 1104 amino acids. Lineage: Eukaryota; Metazoa; Chordata; Actinopteri; Perciformes; Anarhichadidae. The transcript has 22 exons. Gene Ontology annotation, biological process: signal transduction.